AUGGAAGAAUCUGCCAACGAAGUGGUUGAAGAAAAAAUUCAUUCGAUAAGCUUGCCAAGUACAGAAUGCGUCGCUAAAGAAAUCGGAGAUGGUCAAAAAGACAUUCUUAAAUCUCCUAUUGAUAUUAACGAUACUAGCAUUACACAAACAGACAAAAUAGACAACAUCCAACGGCAAAAAACAAAGCCCACUGUGUUAUUUAUACCGUCAGUAUUCAAAGAAACUUUAUUUUGGCCAUCGACGCUCCAAGAAGUGAAUUCCAAGGAGACGAAUAAUAUUCAUAUGCGUAAAAAGAAAAAUCCUGCUGUUGUUAGCUCAUUGAAAUGGAAGGAAUAUUAUAAAGACAAAGAAAAUAAGAAACAAGAACCAUUACUGCAAAAAGAAGAAAGAAAAAGGAAGCGUGAAGAAAAAGCAAGAGAAGCUUCAGAAGUAAAAAGAAAAAAGCAGGAAGCCAAAGAGGAAAAACAACGUAUUGCUAAAGAAGCCGAAAAAGCGAAAAAUACCAAGUUUCGAAAAGUUUCGAAGAAAACUCAAAAAGACUGCAUGCAAAAGUACAAUAAAAAAUAA
Molecule: messenger RNA, 567 nt
Organism: Cyphomyrmex costatus
Lineage: Eukaryota; Metazoa; Arthropoda; Insecta; Hymenoptera; Formicidae
Product: protein PXR1-like
Exons: 1
Coding region: 1-567 (188 amino acids)
Source: RefSeq, a predicted model, not a curated record